UCCUGAGUGCUCAGAUGACAGGCAUGAGCCACCAAGCCUGACCUCUUUCCUGUACCCCCCACAUCCUUGCCAAGAGGAUGAGGGAAGGGACCCUGCCUUCCUCAAAUUCUACUUGGUUCAGCACUUGCAGCCCCUUUCUGAGAUCUGGAGGGGAGCGGGUCCCAGCUGAGUCCCCGGCUUCUGAGCUGUCCAGGCCCUGGGGCUAUGAGUCUGUAAAGGGUGGUGCACCAGGCCAAGCCUCCCGGGAUGGAUCUGGUCCGAGCGCAGGUGCUGAAGAGCAGGAAGGGACCAAGGCGCAGCCCUUUGCCCUGGAUAGCUCCCUGUUCACUAGGUGCUGAAUAAGCCCUUCGAGGGUGGGGAGCUCAGCCAGCCAGCUGGUGUCUGCCCAUUCAGACUCCUCCAAGGCCCAGCUUGGCUCUGCAUGUGUCCUCUGUGACCCUGGAGUGGCCAUGGCCCUGAAGCAGCUGAAGGACAGACAGCCUGGCAAGGGCACAGUUGGCACACGGGAUCAUUAGAACCCAGGGGCCCACACAUAUGUCAAGAUGCAGAAGAGAAACGGGUUACAGGGCUACGAAAGAAAGGAAUAUGGAGUCUUCCUGCCCCGUGUGUGGUUGUAGGCUUGGCGGGGGUGGUUACCCUGCCCUGUCCUAGCGCUCCGGCCUCUGCCUCGAGGGGAGCAGCAUCUGCCCGUAGCCACCCCAGCGUGUGGAUGCUCCUCCCCCCCACUGAGUGCGCACCUGAAGGUCCCAGGUGGCAGCUGGAGGGCACUCGGAAGCACACCCAGGGGCUUGGCAUAGGAGGCCUGGACAACUGCUUGAGUUUUGUUGCAGCGCUGGGCAUUGAACCCUGAAUCUUAGCGUGGGCGGCAAACGCUCCACUACUGAGCUAUAUUCGCAAUCCACGACUGAAUGUAUUUUUAUGGAAUUCCACUCAAGUUUAUGCUCUUCUCCUGUCACAGUGGAAAUGUCCAGAAAUAAUGGACAAGAGAACUGUGACCACUUUGGCAGCUCUUGAACCGGAGGAGAGAAUGUUUGCCACGCGACUCCACCAUCAGGACUUGGUCUUGAGCUGGAGGUGGACAGCGGCAAAGCUCACUACCCCACCCCACCCGAGCCACCCACUAAGCCAUAGCCUGGCCCUUGGAUUUGAAACUCGCCAGGGCAGUGGAGCAGAAGGGCGAGUAGGUGGGGCUCGCCCCAGCCCCCUUCGCCUUCCCUAGCCUGGGUGGGGGCGCGGAUGCGGCAGGGCUGGCCGGUGAAUGCUGCCCGAGCACUGUCCGCCGGCCCCAGUCCCAACGCCUGAGGCGCUCGGCCCACGCCCUCCAGAGCUCCUCCCGCGCCAUGCGGCCUGGUGAGUCUCCUCGACCUCGGUCACCUGAGCUCCGCCUCGGAAUUAGUGACGGGGUGGGCACCGUGCAAGACCAAGGAUAUCAUGGGGACCGAGGCGCGGGUCCGCCCAGGUGCACCCGAGCCGUCGUGGUCCUGGCCAGGGUCAGAGCGCCCCGGGUGAGGAGGGGACCGGCGUGGGGCGAGCGUCUCCCCACGGUGGUGGCAGUGUUCCCCAACUUUCGCGCCGCCCCCAUCUCGGCCCUACGUCCUACCUCCCCCGCGGGGCGGACGGAACACGAGGGCGGCUCUGCCCGCCAGGGGGCGCUAGCUCCCCAGUCCGCCGGGCGCCGCGCUUAGUGGCCCCGCUCACGGGCGCGCGCCGUAACCCGGGCACACGCGCUGGAGCCCGCCCGGCGGGUGGGGCCGGGCGCUCUCGCCGCCUCUCCGCCUCUGCGGUUGUCGGCUGUGGGCUUCCUCACGGCGGCCUCCGCCGCGGGCCUCGCGCAGGCGGGAAGGGCGUGCUGGGCGUGGGGAGGCUGCUGCGGUGUAAGGACCCCUAGGGUCACAUUCUCUGGCCGGAGGAAGGGCGCCGAGUCCCGAGGGGAACUACAACCUUUAAGGAAAAAGAUCCAGAAUGCAGCUCAGAAAUUGGGAGUCCCGAGUGGGCAGGGCCGGGUUUCUGCCUCGCGGGAGCCCAGUUUAACCAGUCGAAGCUGGCUGGGACAGUAGGAGUCCCGACUCCGAGCGACAGCGGCGGCUGACCCGGCUCCGACACCCGCCCGCGCAGGCCGCGGGGGUGGGGUGUGUGGACCGAAAGCUGGAGGAGAAGGUGGGAGCGAGGGCUGAGACUCCUGCUGCGUGCGUCGGCCCGCAGCUGGAAGCCUUCGGCCUGUCCCUGGCCCGGAAUCUAGCUGAGACAGCAGCUUCCAGGCCGAUUUGUAUAGGAAAGUCCGCACCUCCAGCUCCACGAACCCUGCCCCCAAAUCUACCUGACAGCGACUGACAACACCCUGCCUCCUGCUGGGACCCGCGGGUGCUGUCCUUAGUCCCAGACCAGUGAAGAGCUGCUGGGGCUGAGUGGUCAUGGGGGAGACCGGUAGAGAAGAGUAUAAAAUCCAGUCUUUUGAUGCAGAGACCCAGCAGCUGCUGAAAACGGCCCUCAAAGAUCCAGGCGCUGUGGACUUGGAGAAAGUGGCCAAUGUGAUUGUGGACCAUUCUCUGCAGGACCGUGUGUUCAGCAAGGAAGCAGGACGCAUGUGCUACGCCAUCAUUCAGGCAGAGAGUAAGCAAGCAGGCCAGAGUGUUUUCCGCCGUGGACUCCUCAACCGGCUGCAGCAGGAGUACCAGACCCGGGAGCAGUUGCGAGCACGCUCCCUGCAGGGCUGGGUCUGCUAUGUCACCUUUAUCUGCAACAUCUUUGACUACCUAAGGGUGAACAACAUGCCCAUGAUGGCCCUGGUGAAUCCCGUCUAUGACUGCCUCUUCCGGCUGGCCCAGCCAGACAGUCUGAAUGAGGAGGAGGAGGUAGACUGCCUGGUGCUGCAGCUGCACCGGGUUGGGGAACAGCUGGAGAAGAUGAAUGGACAGCGCAUGGAUGAGCUCUUUGUCCUGAUCCGGGAUGGCUUCCUGCUCCCAACGGGGCUCAGCUCCCUGGCCCAGCUGCUGCUGCUAGAGAUUAUUGAGUUCCGGGCUGCUGGCUGGAAGACCACCCCUGCUGCCCACAAGUAUUACUACAGUGAAGUCUCUGACUAGUUCCAGCUUGGCACUUGCUCCCUGUAACACUGGUCUCUCCUCAGCCCUCCUUCCAAGCCGGCAGGGACGUCUCUGCCUCUCCCAAAGGCUUUCCCUACUAGGCUCGCAGACCUUCCCAACUGCACUGUGGUUCUGCCCCCACCUGGCUGUUGGGGAAAUACCAAAGACUCGCCCCCCAGGCACACGUCUGUCCCCUCUUUCCCAAGUCCUAUCAGCUUCUACCACCACGCAUCAGGACCACACAGAGAAGGGCAAUGCCUGAUGCCCACCACACCGUACAACCAUUGGUGUAACAGUACCUGUUGCCUCAGUUUCCAUCUAUAAAAGGGGCAACCACAGCCACUGGUUGUCUCAAGAUACUGAGGGCAGUGGGAGAGCACAAAUUACCACAGCAACUGCUUUUUCUACAUUUUUUAUAAGGACCACUGUGGAGAGAAGCCCAUUUCCUCCAAUGAGUUUGAAUCGAUGGUACUUCUGUAUCAGGGAGAGGGCUUUCUAAUAAAUCUUCUGCUACUACA
Octodon degus (degu) is the source of this 3598-nucleotide messenger RNA. RefSeq names its product MIF4G domain containing (gene Mif4gd). Bases 2412 to 3080 code for a protein of 222 amino acids. The record is from RefSeq and is a predicted model, not a curated record. Gene Ontology annotation, biological process: regulation of translational initiation. Gene Ontology annotation, cellular component: cytosol. NCBI's taxonomy places the organism in Eukaryota, Metazoa, Chordata, Mammalia, Rodentia, Octodontidae. The transcript is spliced from 6 exons. Gene Ontology annotation, molecular function: protein binding; translation activator activity; RNA binding.